AUGGAGGAGAAGGGGAUUGAGGUUACUCCGGUUACUUUUACCACAAUUUUACAUGGGUUGUACAAGAAGGGAAGGAGUGAGGAGGCCGAGAGUUUUUGGGAUGAGAAAGUAACGAAAAAGGGUUGUGUUCCUAAUGUUGGGGUGUAUAAUGUGCUGCUUAUGCAUAUUCAUGGCGGGGAGAUAAAGGGGAUUAAGAGCUUAAUUGACAAAAUGAGUAAUGCUGGGAUAAAACCUGAUGUUGUUAGUUAUUACUACUUGAUGACGAGCUAUUGUAAAAAUGGUAUGAUGGAUGAAGUAAAGAAGGUAUAUGAUGAGUUGGGGUCCAAAUGCUGCAAUGCAAAUACGACAACUUUCAGGACAUUUCUGUUUUAUUUGUGCAAGCAAGGACGAUAUGCGACAGGGUAUAAGGCUUGGGGGAAGCUUGUGGAGGAUCUGGGCUUGGCUCCUACUGACACUAACGAGGUCGAUUCUAGUGAGUUAGAAAUGGCCAGUACUUGA
Molecule: messenger RNA, 498 nt
Organism: Olea europaea var. sylvestris
Lineage: Eukaryota; Viridiplantae; Streptophyta; Magnoliopsida; Lamiales; Oleaceae
Product: pentatricopeptide repeat-containing protein At4g36680, mitochondrial-like
Exons: 2
Coding region: 1-498 (165 amino acids)
Molecular function (GO): protein binding
Source: RefSeq, a predicted model, not a curated record